Schizosaccharomyces octosporus yFS286 is the source of this 1643-nucleotide messenger RNA. RefSeq names its product phosphatidylserine decarboxylase Psd1. Gene Ontology annotation, cellular component: mitochondrion. Gene Ontology annotation, molecular function: phosphatidylserine decarboxylase activity. The transcript has a single exon. NCBI's taxonomy places the organism in Eukaryota, Fungi, Ascomycota, Schizosaccharomycetes, Schizosaccharomycetales, Schizosaccharomycetaceae. Gene Ontology annotation, biological process: phosphatidylethanolamine biosynthetic process. The record is from RefSeq and is a predicted model, not a curated record. Bases 209 to 1522 code for a protein of 437 amino acids.
CUUUAUAAGCCAAAUAAAAGGAAUAUAAUAAAGAUGAAUAAAAAUUAGCAUCGUAUCUAGUUAGAAAAAUAAUAGAGCCUUAUUAAACGAGAAUGAAUGACUUACUCCCACCACAAUUUCAAAAUCCAUGGUUUUAUGAGCAAACUUUGGUUUUCCCUCUAGCUAAAGGAUAAUCGUUUAGUCGUUGCUUACAAAAACAAGUCUUAUAAUGCUGCGUCCUCAUAAAAUUCGUGGCUUUCAACUUCAUUCUUUGAAUAUUACCAGGCCCAUUAUCACGAAGGCUCAUUUGGGAAGGAAGCAUAAGGCAUUAAGCCUUGGUUUAAGUAUAACAGGCCUUGGUCUCGUUGGUUUGGUUGGGUACGCUUGGAAUCAAGAUCGACACGAGAAAAAGCCAACAAAGACUGGAGUGAGCGUGGAAGGUCCAUGGCACUUUUAUGUAUUGAGCACAUUACCUUUAAGAACGCUGUCCAGGUGGUGGGGAUAUGUGAAUCGAGUGGAAAUUCCUCUGUAUUUGAGGAAUCCCGGAUUCCGUUUAUAUUCAUGGUUGUUUAACUGUGAUUUGAAAGAAGCUGAAAUACAAGACCUAAAGCAAUAUAGAAAUCUUGCUGAAUUCUUUACAAGAAAGCUAAAGCCCGGUUGUCGCCCUAUCGAUUCUGAGGCAAUUCUUGUUAGCCCAGCAGAUGGAAAAGUGCUUAAUUACGGAGUCAUCGAGGGAGGUCACUUGGAACAAGUGAAGGGAUUAACUUACUCUUUAGAGGCACUAUUAGGGCAAGAACAUUUGGCCCGCUUAAAAAAGGCCCAUGCUAUUCCUUCGCCAGAACACAUUCCACAUAUUAGCCAAGAGGAAUUCGCUCUUGUAAAUGGUAUAGAGUACAGCUUACAAGAUCUAAUGGGGCAUGAUAACGAAUAUUCUCAAAAUUCUAUCAAAGAUGCUAGUGCUAACCAAGUCGAUUUGUUGAACUCUACGAAAGUCGCCAUGCGCUCUACUUUUGAUUUCUUGCGCUCCCGAGAUCAAAACCUUUUGUAUUAUGCUGUCGUCUAUUUAGCUCCUGGUGACUAUCACCGAUUCCAUUCGCCUACUGAUUGGGUUGUAGAACGAAGAAGGCAUUUUUCUGGAGAAUUAUUCAGUGUUUCGCCCUACAUGGUAAGUAAAUUGGGAAAUCUUUUCGUUUUGAAUGAAAGAGUUGCUAUGCUUGGACGCUACAAGUACGGAUUCAUGAGCAUGAUUCCAGUAGGUGCUACAAAUGUUGGAAGUAUCCGCAUCAACUUUGACAAAGAACUCUGUACAAAUCAAUUUGGAAAGCUGGGCCCCACUGGUACAUAUGACGAGGCGGUAUAUACGAAAUCUUCUGCAAUUCUACAUGGACAUCCAUUACUAAGGGGCGAGGAGAUUGGAAAUUUUGAGUUAGGAAGCACCGUUGUCCUUGUUUUUGAGGCGCCCGCGAACUUUCAAUUUGAUAUCCAACGAGGUCAACAUGUAAAAGUAGGCCAAUCAAUAGGCAACUUAAAAUCAGAGCCAUGAGACUUACUUCACACAUUAUCCUUUCUUUUCUGUUACUUUACCAAUUUCGCUUUUGGAAUCUGAAUUUUUGUUAUUAAUUGUAUGAUAAUUCUAAACAUAUAAUAAAAUACUUGUUUGCCCA